AUCAAACAAAACAUAAUAUCAUGUUAUAGUUCUCAUUCUCAAUUAUUUUCUAGAAACAGUGCGCAAAAUGGAUUCAAGAUUAAUCCAUUUGAUUUCUUCCUCGAGUUCUGAUGGGAAGAGUGAAAAUGAAAUGAGUAAGGGCGAUGAAGGGAGUAGUAAUUGCCCUGAUGUGAAUAUCUUAAGUAUGAGCGGAGGUGAUGGACACCAUAGUUACGCCACCAACUCUCUUCUUCAGAAAAGAAUAUUAUCAAUUAUCAAGCCCAUGUUGGUUAAAAACACAAAAGAAAUGAUGACAAACUUGGACUUUCCUGAAUGCAUUAAACUAACUGAUAUGGGCUGUUCUUCGGGACAAAACACGUUUUUGUUCAUGUCUGAGAUCAUUAACACAAUCAAUUUGUUAUGUCAAGAACGGAACCAAACCCCACCAGAGAUUGAUUGUUGUCUGAACGAUCUCCAUGGUAAUGAUUUCAACACGACGUUCAAGUUCCUAACCUGCUUCAAUGAUAAGCUCAUAAGCAAAACACCAUGCUUUGUCUCUGGAGUACCUGGUUCAUUUUACUCAAGGCUCUUUCCUCGCAAAAGUCUCCAUUUCAUUCAUUCAAAUUACAGUCUUCAUUACCUCUCCAAGGUUCCAGACGGACUGGAGAAGAACAAGAUUAGUGUGUACAUAACAAGUUCAAGUUCUCAAAGUGAUUACAAGGCUUAUAUGAAUCAAUUCCACAAAGAUUUUAGGACAUUUCUAAGAAUGCGCUCUGAAGAGAUGGUAUCUAAUGGACGCAUGGUUCUCACAUUAAUCGGCAGAAAGACUCUUGAUGAUCCAUUAUACAGAGACUGUUGUCAUUUUAUGACACUAUUAUCAGAUUCACUCCGCGACCUAGUUUCCGAGGGUCUUGUGAGUGCAUCAAAGGCGAAUUCGUUCAAAAUGCCGUAUUAUGAUCCGACCGAAAGAGAAGUAAAAGAAAUUAUUAGAAAUGAGGGGUCUUUUCAAAUAAACGACUUAGAGGCACAUCCAUUUGAUCUUGGGCAUUGUAAAGGAGAAAGUAGCUUGCAAUCAGCUGGAGCUAAACCAGGGGAAAAAGAGGCAAAUUGCAUGAGAGCAGUGAGUGAAAAGAUGCUUUUAGCUCACUUCCAAGAUGCCAUUAAUAUCGAUACAAUGUUUCAAAAAUAUGAACACCAUGUUUCUCAGCAUGCUAGCUGCAGGAUCAAAACGUCCGUCAAUCUAAUGGUUUCAUUGGUUCGAAAAUAACCUAUAUUUUCUAUCAAGGAAUAAUUUGUUUGAUACUAAUGAAAUCAUUUGCUUCCAAGUCAGAUUCAAUUGCAACAAGGAGAUUACUCUUCAUAUAUAUAUAUAUUAUUCAAAGUUGUUUCAAUUUUCGAUGUGGAAUAUAUUUCAUAUUGCAACUGUAUUGUUUCUUACUUUUUUGUACGUGAAUAUAAAACAAGUGUUGCACUUAUUUCAUUUUUUU
Molecule: messenger RNA, 1466 nt
Organism: Eruca vesicaria subsp. sativa (arugula)
Lineage: Eukaryota; Viridiplantae; Streptophyta; Magnoliopsida; Brassicales; Brassicaceae
Source: the annotation of a GenBank genome assembly